AAUCAUCCCAACGCUUCAUAGUUCCACUGUCAUCAGAUGUAUUUUAAGGAAGAGUGAUAAGGUGUAGUGACGAUGUCACUCUUUGGACCAUGUACAUGUCGUGUCUUUCUCUUCUUACAAAGAAGUCCCUCACCUUAUCUAGUCAAAUCAUCAAGGCAACCAAAUGCUGUGGCUCAUUGUGUGUUGAAAGCUCUGCGCAAUUUCAUUGUCACGAUCCAAAGUCCAACUGUUGCAACAACAUGCAGCAACUUCAACUUCGGAACAGCCUGGAUAAGAUUUAUUGGGUUAAGGAUUUGAAAUUAUGGUCUCAGUUCUCAUCAAGGAUGACUAAUAUUCACCUGAACAGAGACGGAGCUACCGUGACCACAGGAUGGUAAAACGUGUCAUGGUGGCCUAUGCCCUCUGGGCAAUAGGUGGCCCAUUGGGCCUUCACCAUUUAUAUCUAGGAAGAGACAGCCACGCUCUGCUAUGGAUGCUAACCCUGGGAGGGUUCGGGUUCGGCUGGGUCAGAGAGGUCAUACGUAUCCCCGCUUAUGUUGGUGAGGCUAAUCAAGAGGCAGAUAGUGAGAGAAAAAGACCCCCUGCCGUGGUCCCUCCACCCGUGAGCCCUGUCAGAUUCGCAGGGCAGGUGUGUGUCGGGAUCUACUUUGGCGCCGUGGCUCUGAUCGGACUCAACUCCCUCAGUUUCUUCUACUUGAUCGUCCUGCCUUUAUGUGUGGGCUCCGGGGUACAUUUGGUGUCCAGCGUUGGCCAACAGACCUCUGACCUCCAAAAAACUUUGACUACUUGUCUCCUAACUUCCCCGAUAUUCUACGGCAGCACCCUGUCACCUCUCCCUAUUAGCCUGGCUGCCAGUGUCACUGCUGCUCAGCACCGCAGGUUCAGAACCCUGCAGACGCCUCGGAGAACACAGGAACUAGGGCCACGGCUUUACAAGCUCAGUCUAGCUUGGCUGGCCUUCUCUGCUCCGCUGGGUUACUGUAUUUUCCAUAACACCACAGCCACACUGUACUACCUGUCCGACUGUGUGGCAGCGCUGCUGGAUCUUUUUUGGUUCCUGCCCUGGCUCAGAAGUGUGCUGGAGUACAUUCUUUUAAUGCCAUAUCGGAUAUUGUGUUCUCUCACUGGAGGGGGUUACUACGAAGAAACUUGGAGAAAGGUGCUGGAAAUUCUGCUCAGAGAGUACACCGAGAAAGAAAAAGAGGCGCUGAAGGUAUUGUCAUUGGAAGCAGAGGCUUCUCUUGCAGAGAUAACUCAAAGCUACAGGGAGCUGGUCAAGACAUGGCAUCCAGACCACAACCCCGGAGAGGAGGCAGAGGCAAUGUUUAUAAAGAUCCAAGAGGCCUAUGAGGUGCUGCUCCGGCGGCACAGACCCAGUCCAUUCUAAUAGGUGCUCACAGGCCUAAAUAGCUGCAAGAGAAAAAAAAUGAAUAUGAGAGUUUGAUUGCAUUGUUUUACAGUCAUAAUUUACAGAGAGUUGCAGCGUGUUGACAUCAAUCACCCCUUAAAAACCUACUUCCCUUGGUAGAACAGCAUUUGAGCAGCUGUCUGAGUAGUUACUUGGCAGAGGUUGCUGCCACCUUGUGGCACCACAGGUGUAACAACACCAUAAAUUGGUUCCACCAGAACAAUUUGACUUGUAUUUUUUUGCUUUCUUGCCAUUAAAAGCUGAAAAACGACAGCCA
This is a messenger RNA of Scophthalmus maximus (turbot), 1685 nucleotides long. It is a transcript of the gene dnajc22, whose product is annotated as DnaJ (Hsp40) homolog, subfamily C, member 22. Gene Ontology annotation, biological process: endocytosis. Gene Ontology annotation, cellular component: early endosome; plasma membrane. The coding region runs from base 371 to 1387 and encodes 338 amino acids. Lineage: Eukaryota; Metazoa; Chordata; Actinopteri; Pleuronectiformes; Scophthalmidae. The record is from RefSeq and is a predicted model, not a curated record. The transcript is spliced from 5 exons.